Danio rerio (zebrafish) is the source of this 823-nucleotide messenger RNA. Lineage: Eukaryota; Metazoa; Chordata; Actinopteri; Cypriniformes; Danionidae. The record is from RefSeq and is a predicted model, not a curated record.
AUGUCUUGUGUUCAUUACAGGUUUCAGAGUCGACUCACCUACGACUCGCUCCAGUUUGAGGGCCUCAACAUCACUGUGGGAGAGCUGAAGCGGCAGAUCAUGAGGCGCGAGAGGCUGAAGUUCUGCCAGCUGAAGAUCAGCAAAGCCCAAACUGAUGAAGAAUACACAGAUGAUGAUGCUCUCAUCCCCAAAAACACGUUGGUCAUCAUCAGACGGGUCCCUGCGGCUGGACUGAAGUCCUCCAACAGAAGAUUUGUUGGACAUCAAGCUGGAUUAUCAGCCAAAUCUUCUCAAACAGGUGAUUCUUCACUCCUCUCACUGGAGCAGCUGUUGAAGACUGAGAAUCUGGCUGAGGCAAAGGCAUCAGAGGAGGACAAGCUAAAAGCGGUGAUGUACCAGUCCAGUCUGUGCUACUACUCCAGCAGGGCAGCAGCUCUGCUCCGCUUAAGCGCAUCCGGAGGAGCACAGGGAUUCCCCGCAGCUUCCUGUUGGAGGUGGACGACCCAAACCGAAAGGGAGUCAUGAUGGACGGCAGCGGCAAAUACGUCAUUCCCAUCAUAGACGCUGAGGCCUAUGCUGCUGAGAAGAAAAAGAGGCCUUCCUUCUGCCAGACCAAGCCGCUGUCCUCCUCUUCCUCAGCUGGUGCAGCAUCUUCAGUCCAGGACGCCAGAGGGAAACGUUCCCGAUCCCCAUCUCCACCAGAGACGCACGGCGACCAGAAGAGACCACGUCACUGAGAGACCUUCACCCAAGAGACCUGGAGCUGACGUGAGCACAGUGUAUAUAUUGUACAUAGUUUAUGAAUAAAACUGAAUAAAGAUUA